This is a messenger RNA of Cuscuta epithymum, 1079 nucleotides long. The record is from the annotation of a GenBank genome assembly. Lineage: Eukaryota; Viridiplantae; Streptophyta; Magnoliopsida; Solanales; Convolvulaceae.
CUCGUAUAUUAUUCAUACAUAUAUAUAGUGCCCGGAUUUAUUGAUUACAUUCCUAGCUUUUCAUCAAUCUCCACUCCUCGAGCUGGCCGGCCGGUAGUGUCUAGAAGUGGUAAUGUAUUAAUGGAGUGGUGCAAGAAUUGCUAUGUAUAAUUAAGGAAGAAUAUAUUGAUUGAACAUCCAACAAAUAAAGCUUGCUACUCUCUCUGCCUUGCUACAUCUUUCAUCCCAUUCGCUCAAUCUACCUAAGCUAGCUCUACAAUUAAGCUAGGGAGACUCGCAGUUAGCUACAGUAACAAAUGGAAGAUGAACCACAAAGAGAGGUACGACACUUCCAGCUGCUGCCGGCCGCCGCUACUAAAACUGCUGCCGCCUCGACGUACCACGCGCAGCCCUGGCACUCCGAAUCACUGGGACUGAUGAAAUCUCGACCGUCCAUCGACGCGUUCGAGGGCCCGUCUUUAGACCUGCAGCUGUCAAUAAGCGUCAGGCCGUUGAUGAAACCACCGCCGGAGAAGGCAUACAACAAGGACGCCGUGACUUUCGACGUCGGGUACUUGGAGGCGCUGAGGUGGCAGGCGGCUGAGCAAAUUCGGCUGGCGGCCAUGGAGAAAGCCUACGCGGAGCGCGUGAGGGAGUUGACGAGGCGGGAGAUAGAGAUGGCGCAGUCGGAAUUCGCGCGUGCAAGGAGCAUUUGGGAAAGGGCGCGUGAGGAGGUGAUGAAGGCCGAGCAGCUCCAAGAGAGAGCGACGUUGAAGAUCGAUUCUACAUGCAUGGAAAUUACUUGUCAUUCUUGCUCCCAAAAAUUCUAUGCCAAAAAAAAUUAAAUUUGGACCAUCAAUAAAUUGAUUUUGAAAGUCAUAAAUCUCAAUUUUCUUUUUGUUUCCCACAUACUAUAGUUCGUUUUACUUCGUUACUUUGUUUGUGGAGAUCCAAUAAUGUUGUGAAAGCUUAAUUUGGUAUUUAUGUGAUACGUACUAGUCAACUUUGGUAUUUAAGUGUUGAUAUUUUUGUACAAUAGUGUUUAUUUUAAGAUGCAAUCGCGUUAUCUAGCGACAGAGUCUAGCAGGUGUACAUCUAGG